AACUCCACCGGAAUUGCGGGUCCGCGUGCGACCCUUACACUGAAACCCUCAUCAGGUAUCGCGUACAACCCCUACGGACUCCGGACGCCCAGUACUAGCUCCUCCACCUCCUCCUUCCAUGGCCAGGCACCGCCCGCAUCGUUUUAUAUAAGCGACUCGGCUAAGAACCUCCUCGCUUUACCUGUCGCUCACCCUAACGACAUUCUCGGUGCAGAAUUCACUCAGUCGAGUGACGAUUUGCUUGACACAUACGCCUUACCGGACAAAGGCUCGUCUAAGGACCGCAGCUUGGGUGGAGGUGCAUCUUCGGAUGUGCGCACGGUUCUCCGGCGAGACAGCCGGAAACUUUUCGCCUUGAAACGUUUCUGCAAGGUGCUCAACGAAACGGACGACGAGUUCUACGAGCGCGCGGCAAAGGAAUACGUGAUUGGGAUGAAAAUCGCCCAGGGUUCCCACGUGGUGGGGCUCCACGGGCUCUUCAAGUUCCCGACCAUUGGCAACCUCCAGCGGUCCUGGGGCAUGGUUCUUGAUUUGUGCGAUGGCGGCGAUUUGUUUCUGAUCAUCUUGCGGCCCAGCUUCCGUGUGCAAACGCCACUCCCCGAGAAGUUUUGUCUCUUUAAGCAAAUCGCCUAUGGGGUGCGGUUCAUGCAUGACCAGGGGAUUGUGCACCGGGACUUAAAGCCCGAGAAUGUAUUGCUCAGCAGCCAGGGGAUCGUGAAGUUGACAGAUUUUGGUGUUAGCGAUUAUGGAAAUGAAAUCCCGGGGGAUGUUACAAGUCCAGUGAAGUACUACACCCAGUUUGUGGGCUCGCCACCAUACCUGUCGCCCGAGGUGAUGUGUCUUCAGGGCAUCACCCAGGCUAGGCGAAUUGCAUAUGACCCGUACCAGAUGGAUAUGUGGGGCUUAGGGAUGUUGCUCUUCUGUUUGAUAUAUCAGGGGACCCCGUUUCAAGAGUCCUGGAAGGAGGACGCCCAGUACCGCGAGUAUCUUCUUUCGUAUACUUCGUAUUGCCAGGCAAAUCCCGGCUUCCAGAAGGGUGACAAGCACCACGGCCCAGGCCCGGAGUUCAAGUACGCGCGCGAAUUCCACUCUAGCGGUGCUGCGCGUGUUGCCUGGCGCCUCUGUGACCCGAGCGCUGAAACGCGCAUGGACAUGACCACACUCUUUGACGACCCGUGGUUCCGCGGCUUG
Molecule: messenger RNA, 1191 nt
Organism: Babjeviella inositovora NRRL Y-12698
Lineage: Eukaryota; Fungi; Ascomycota; Pichiomycetes; Serinales
Exons: 1
Biological process (GO): protein phosphorylation; intracellular signal transduction
Cellular component (GO): nucleus
Molecular function (GO): protein serine/threonine kinase activity; ATP binding
Source: RefSeq, a predicted model, not a curated record